Molecule: messenger RNA, 3605 nt
Organism: Paramecium primaurelia
Lineage: Eukaryota; Ciliophora; Oligohymenophorea; Peniculida; Parameciidae
Source: the annotation of a GenBank genome assembly
AUGAAUAUCGAUAUUAAGGUUAUUGGUGAUUAUGAAGUGAAUUUCGGUGCAUUUAUUGGAAAAGGAAGUUAUGGGAAAGUAUAUGAAGGAAGAAUAGUAAGUUAAAAUAGAAAAAUAUGUGUUAAGGUUUUAAUAAUGAUAAAAAUAGGUUUUAUAAUUGACAGAAGAAAAAAGACCAAUGUUUCAAAGAGAAGUAGAUAUCUUAGAGGAAAUAAAGAAAAUUACACAUCCUAAUAUUCUCAAAAUUUAUCAUAUAGUAGAGUAGAAUUAAAUUAUAUAUAUUUUCAUGGAGUAAUGUAAAGAAAACCUUGAACAAAAAUUAUAAAAGAUGAAAAAGGAAAAUAAAAUAUUUUCAAUAGAUUAGGUGCUCCAUAUCUCAAAAUAAGUUUGCAAAGGAUAUAAAGAAAUUAUGAAGAAAAACAUAAUUCACAGAGAUAUAAAACCUGAAAAUAUCUUAAUAGGAGAGGAUGGAUAUUAUAAAGUAUUUUAUUAUUAAAUUUAGAUUAGUGAUUAUGGUUUAAGUAAAACUUAAACUGAUGUUGAAUCUUUAUUAAAACAAACAUAAUUAGGAACACCUUUAUUUGUAUCACCAUAAGUAUUUUAAGGAAAAUAUUCUAAUAAAGCAGAUCUAUUUAGUGUAAUUUUAAAAUCUAAAUUAGUUUGGAUUAACAAUUUAUUAUAUUACAUUUUAAUAGCCUAUCUUUUAAAUAAAAUCAAUAGGGGAUUUAGAAAAAGAAUUCAAUAGGAUUAAAAAUGGAAUUAAAUUACCUAUAAUCAAAAAUGAAGGUGAUCAAAAUUCAAAAAACAAUUUAGAAUAUUUAUUAAAAAUGACAAUCUAAUAUGAAGAAGAUGAUAGAAUGAGUUGGGAUUAGUUAUAUACGUAUUUAGAUGAAAUAAAUAUAAAUUCAUAAAUACAUACCAUACCUAAACUAGAAGAUGAUAAAAAAAAGUAAUUUGUUUAUUAUAUUAAAGGGCUAAAAAUGAUCUAGAAAUUAACUAAUAUGGAGAGUCUGUGCAUUUUUAUUUAGAAAAAAUAAAAUAAAUAGAUAUUAAUACUUUUACUAUUAAACCUGUCGAGUAGGUUACAGAUCAAACUCAAAAAUAAUCAAAAUUAUAAGAUUAAACAUCUAUUGAAAAUAAUAAUUAGGCUUAUCAAAAUAAUAAUUAGGCUUAUCAAAAUAAUAAUUAGGCUUAUUAAAAUACUAAUUAGGCUUAUCAAAAUAGUAAUUCGGUUUAUCAAAAUACGAAUUAGGCUUAUCAAAAUAAUCAUUCGGGUAAUCAAAAUAAUAAUUCAGGUUAUCAAAAUAAUAAUUAGGUUUAUUAAAAUAAUAAUUAGGCUUAUAAAAAUAGUAAUUCGGUUUAUGAAAAUAAUAAUUCAAUAUUAUAAUGGAAUCAUUAAAUUAAUAACAAUUAAGGUUAAAAUAACAAUUAAAUCCCAAAUAGUUAAAAAAAAAUAUAAAAAUAAUAAUUAGAUUCUUAAGAAAAUUAUUAACAAAUUCCAAAAGAUUUUAUUAAUUAAAACAAUUUUGAUUCUAAGUUUGUUUAAUCUUAAUAGGAGGAUUAUUAAAAUCCAACUAUGAAUCCUAAUAUUAUCAAACAAAAUACAAAUAGUUCAUAGUCGGGUUAUUAAAUAUAAUUUCAUAAUGAUUUUCAAGAAGAAUAAGAUUCUAAAGUUUAUAAUCAAAUUCAUGAAGAUAAAAAAUUAAAUUUAGAUAAUAAUAAUAAAUAGGAUUAAAAAGUAGUUGAAGUAAAAUAAUAAAAUCUGUUAAUAAGUCCAAAUUAAUAAAGAAAUAAUACACCUCAAUAAUUUCAAUAAGAGAAUUAAGUGAGUUAUUAGAAUUUUUUUGCAAAUAAUUAACCAAAUGCUGAUGAAUCUAUGGUCGAUUUUAACAAGUCAAAUUUAAAUUAAGAUUCAUAAUUAAUUAUUAAUAAGAAUCAAUAAAUUGAACAUCAAUUUGGGUCAUAAAAUUAAAAUCCAAUUGAAAAUCAUAAAGAUAAUCAAAUAUUUAUUCCCCGUCAUAAUUAAUCAACUUCGAUUAGAUAAUAAUAAAUAAAUUAAAUAAUUCCUAAUGAUAAAGUUUCCACUUAAUCAUUAAAUGAAAUAGAUGCUUAAAGUGAAAUACUAUCUAAUGAUACUUUUAAAUUAUCAUUUUCAACUUAAAAGGAAGAUUUCAAUUAGCAAGGCGUUUAAAAUAGCUUUAAAUAAACUUCAAAGUAAUCUUAAGAUUUAGAUUAAGUUAAUUUUGAUUAAGUUUAAAACAUCAUGCCAAGUUCUAUAAAAUCUCAAACCUAAUAAAAAAAUUAAAUCAAUUAAUUAAAGGAUUCUAAUAAAAAUAAGAUAAUAACUAUAUCAGAGAUAAUACCUUAAAACAAAGAUAAUAAUCAAAUAAAUAAUUAAUAAUAAUAAACUUAAUAAACAUAAAAAAAAUAAUAUGCAUAUAAAGCAUAAUAAUAAAUAUAAGAACCAUAUUAAGCAUAAUAACCAUAAUAAGAUGUAAUAAAUAAAAAAUAAUAAAUUCAGUCUUAAGAUGUAUAAAAAUAAAGUUUCAUUGAAAAAUAAAUUCUAUAAUCAAAUGAAUAUGUAAAUAAUAAUUCAAAUUAAUACUAAUAAUAGAAAGUACAAUAAGUUUAGAAUUAAAAUUAAUAUAAAAAAAUGGAAAAUACAGACAGCGAUUAAGAAUUUGGUGGUUCUAAUGAUAAAUAACCAAAUAACUAAUAAUUAAUUUAGUAAUAGGUUUAUUCUAAUUAGAAUAACAAUAUUUAAAAUAGUGUAGCAUAGGAUACUUAAUAAUAAGGAUAAAUUACUACAAAACUAAAAGGAAGACUUAUAAAAAAAGCAGAUGCUAAUCAGCCAGCAUAAUCAUUAAAAUAAGUUUUUUAGAUUAUUUUGUAAAAGAUUAAAUUGGCUGAAAAUGUAUUUAAUUCUUAUCAAAAAUUAAAGUAUUAAAUAAUUAUCAUAACAUAGAACACAUUAGAAAUUAUAAAAUUUUAUCAAAUAGUUUGAAAUUUUUAAUUACCUUUUAUAUUAUUAUUAAUAUUCAUUAAUUACUAAUGUAAAGUUGUUUUGCAAAAAUGAUAGAAAUAUAGAUUAAUGUUAUUUAAAAAAAGAUUUGGAUUAAUUUAUUGAUGAAAAUACAAUUUUAGAUUAUUAAAAAUAUCAUUAAUAGUAAAUAAAUGAAAUAACCCAAAUCUAUGAAUAAAAACUUGCAAUUUCAACAGUAAUUAAUUAUUUAAAUUAUUAGAGAGCAUCAAAAGAUUUACAAGAUUUUCUCGAUAGUAGAAAUAACAAUGGUGAUAUGUUGGAUUUAAUUAGAUUUUUAGAAUAGGGGAAUUUCUAUAAAUAUAAUAGUUAUAUAGAAUUAUAUGAAAAGUAUUUUAAAUAGAUCUUUGGUUAACUAAAUUGCAAUUUGAAUUCUAAAGAAUUAUUAAUGUAAAUAAAAUGAUUUAAAAUUAGAUUUUUUGGAUAUUCGAUUAAAUUUAUAAAGAUUGAAAAAGAAUUUCCAUUAAAAAAUUAUAAGAUUAUUAAUUCUAAUUAGAUUGAUUAUUUAAGUGAUGAUGAAGAAUGUUUAAAAGAGUUUAUUAUAGGUUAUAUGAAUAUAAAAUGA